AUGGCGACCAACAGACCCAGAGACCGCGGCCACGGGCUACACACUAAAGACAGCGUCAGAGCCCCGGUCGUUCACCAGACAAUCUACCAGAAGUUCUAUCACAACUACAAGAUCAAUAUCGGCUUGUUUCAUGGCAUAACGCGUUGGGAUGUCUUCUUCUGGUUUGUUGCUCCAAUUACUGUCGUCUUGACAGCCUCCCUUCUCACGUUUAUCCUGCUCUCAUCAUCCCUCUGUGCCGAUAUGAAGUUGCGAUGGUGGCCGAGGGACCAUGCCAUGAUAAAGGACUACGGCUCUUUUCCUACCAUCGAACAGGCUAACAUUGUGCUCGCUGACAUGCAACUCGUCGAGACCGAGCUGUGUAUGAUCUGGACUAUAAACAAUGAGCAGUUGGAAAUACUCAAAAACACAAACUGGACCGUUCCCAAUCCGCGGGCAAUCCCUCCCAUCGAGAUCCUAACACCCACGCCCGGUGCUCUCGACGAGCUACGAGACCGCAAGCUAGCCAUCAACGACAUGCUGGAUACGUACUGCGACUCCCGCGAGAACCAUUUCCUCCAACCCGUCCGAACCGGCGGCCAACGCUUCUUCCACCGCCUCGCGCUCCUCAAGCCCAGCAUCACCCACACCCUCAACAUGGCCCACAUCCGCUCUCGGCUCCUCUUCUGGAUCUCGCCCUCGCCCGACGAACAAGCCCAGAACGCGAGCUGCAAGCUCUGGACCGAAACGACGCGUGAAUCCCUCCGCGCAAGCGACGCCGUCAUCGCCACCCACCAGUCCGCCACCCACCUCCAGAACCUCAUCCGCCUCGACAUGGCCACGCACACAAACGUCUUCCACCGAGCCGAAUACCACAACACCAGGGACAUGAACUCAUCGGCACCGUCAACCCUCCGCGACCUCUCCCACGACCGCUCCCGCGCAGCCAUAACCAGCAUGGCCCGGCUGCAGACCAAGCAGCACGACAAAAUCUCCAGCAUCCUGCACUCGCUGCGCCGCCUCUUCGACCGCUGGUGGUUCGUCGCCUGGGCCGCAGGCGUGCAGCUCGAGGGCCGUGAGUGUGCGUCGUUCCGCGUCUUCAAGGGGACGUGGGAGUGGCUGGACCAGAAGUUCUAUGCUGAUGAGGCGGUGGGGGGUGGCAGUGGGUUGGAGCGUGGGCCGUUGAGGAGGCUGGUUAGUGUGUUUGGGAGUGAUUUUGCGCAGAGCAAGGUCGUGGACAUGGCGUUUGAGGGGAUGGAUGCUGAAGGGUGGGUUAGUGGGGGUGAGUCGAAGAAGGAUGCUGAUGACCCCGUCCAACCCUUCACACACAAUGGGCGGAGAUGUAGAAACACCGCGUUCCAUCCACAUCUGAAACAGUCUCAUCGUGUAUCUCAUGUCGCACAACAGCUCACUGACUGCAUCGUCCACUCCGAACACACGAUAUACACCUCAUACCGUCGCCCUCUCCCCCUCGACUUUCAACCAUUGUCACUCACAAACUUUCCUCAAAACCAUCACCACCACCAUUAUCACCAAUUUUUCCAUCCUCUCACUCACGCCUCCACAACCUCCAUGCCCGACCCCGUCCUCCCCGAAAGCCCCUUCCGCUACUCCUGCCCAGCCUGUUCAAGAAAGUACAAGCAGCGAAACCCCUACUACGCGCACGUCAUGCUGAACGACUGCGGCCUGACCACGAGCCGACAACGAAACCAAGCGAGGCACGCCAUGGAAGGAGGCGGUGAGUAUCAAGCGGAGGCUAUACAGCAGGACACGGACAUGGACACAGACACAGACAUAGAUACAGCCGCUACAGACAGCGAUACAUUGGAAGAUGCUGAGGAAGAUGCUGAGGAAGAUGCCGAGGAAGAUGCUGAGGAAGAUGCCGAGGAAGAUGCUGAGGAAGAGAAGGACGGGAAUGACGAGAUAAGCGUUACGCCAUCAGCCCGCGGGAAAGAACACACGCGAACCCGCGCGAAGAGUCUAGAUGGAAAGACGUCCCUGCGAUCAUUAUCCCCCAAGCGCGACGAUGACGAUACACCGAUUCGGUACCGAGUCCGCAGUCCGCUUCGGAACCGCCACGAUGCAACGGAUGAUGCACAUACCGCCCGCCACGACAAGCGCGGGAACCGCCGUCAGCGUCGGCAGCAGGAGAUGGAGCGUGGAGAAACGCCGGACGUGGCGGCCCAACACCAACACGACAUCAUCGCCGCCGCCGCCGCCGCCGCCGCCGCCGAACAUCCAGACACAGCAGUACAAAGCUCACUACCUACUUCUUCGGAUGGAGCAGUGACCCUGUCAAACGCUCCGCUACACACGCUUUGGGUCAUGUUAGGCGGGCCGGUUAUGAGAGAUGGGGAGGGAAGGAUUAGGCCGGGGUUGACGUGGCCGCGGGAGGGGGGGGAGGGAGCGUGA
Molecule: messenger RNA, 2388 nt
Organism: Dothidotthia symphoricarpi CBS 119687
Lineage: Eukaryota; Fungi; Ascomycota; Dothideomycetes; Pleosporales; Dothidotthiaceae
Exons: 3
Coding region: 1-2388 (795 amino acids)
Source: RefSeq, a predicted model, not a curated record